AUGCUUCUGUAUGACCACUCUAGCGCCCAGGAGGUCUUCUCGACUAUUAGAGAUGAUGACCUUCUUAUUCCAGAGUUCAUUGAAGACGGCGAACUCUUAUCAAACGAAGCAAGUAAAGACAGUGGAGCCAACCAGCUGCGCCUGCAGUCUCUCGAGAUCAUCCUCCAGUGCGCCAUUCGAACCAGGGAUUGGGAGAGAGCACACAGAUUGAUGCACCGCAUAGAGACCACAACCCCGGGCUACUUCACGACGAGCAAGGGAAAGACAUCCAUGUGGCCGUGGCAACGCAGUCUCUACGCGGGAUUGAUCCAUGAAAAAACCGACAAGAGGGGGCUUGCCUCAGAAUUUUUCUGCCAAUCUCUUAAGCUUUUCCUGUGUCUAUACAUGCAUGUGAUGUUCCCGCACGAUAACAGAAGAAUAUGGAGCCUGCCGGAGCCGUCGCGGUUAAUCGCUGCCGUAGCUCGACUCUUUAUGACCGAGCCUUCACCAUACACCGAGCUAGAUCUGAGGACACCGGAAGCGGGAUCGAUCCUGUUGUCAUCGCCUCCUGAUAAGAUGUGCUAUGAUCAUCCUGACGACAGCGAGACAUCUGAGUACGCGUUAUGGGCGAUGGAGCUUGGAAGGACUAGAACUGUCUGGGACACGUUGAGGAACCAUGGCUCUAUCGAUGCUGACUUUGCCACUGCCCUGAUCAAGGAAGAAAAGUGGCUGGAGCUCUGCUCCAAGGAUGACUUGAGCCCUGAGGAAAGAGCAGAGUUCCAGAAGCUUACCGAAGAAGAGGACGAUUUUACUGGACUUCUCCACCGGUCAAGGGGUGGUGAAAUAUCCCAAAGGAAGAUGGAAGACUUGAGAAAUCCCGUGCACGAUGUUAGUAAGUUCUGGAAGGCCAUUCCACGCAAUGCACUGGUGGUGUACACUUGUAUAUCUGAGGAUGGCUUCAGUAUUAUGUUCAUCAGCGACCUAGGCCCCCUGCUCAGUAGAGUAUCCGUGGAAACCAGCUCAGCAGCGUUUCAGGCUACCGUGAUCAUGGCUCUGUCUGCAAUACGAGAGCAGAAAGGAGAAUUGGACAUCCUGAUACCGGUGCUCGACAAGCUUAGUAAAUGGCUUCUUCCACACGAUUUCGGCCAUUGGAUUGCCCUUUUCCCGCAUCUCAUCUUCUGUGUCACUGGCGAACUCGCUCAGCUGCCAAUGGGGCUUCUCCGCUUUCGCGGAGACUACCUGGGGCUCAAGAAAAAGAUUUCACACGUUCCAAGCCUCGCAACACUUCACCACCUGCGCACACGGGACACAAAACCCAUCAUGAGUUCGACAGAAAUUUCGAUCAUCGCCAGGCCCGGCAGCCUUGCUGAUUGUAGGGUCACCGGGAUAGAGCCCCUACACAUGGCGGGAGUUGAGGCCCUGAUGGUCCAGAGCCUCACCCAAGGGACACUUCAUAAUGCCAAAGACGUUACGAGCGGAAGUUUCGUCGAGCAGUUCGAGAAGGCGAGAAUCCUCCAUAUGUGCACCCAUGGGCUCAUCGAUCCCGAUCACCCCCUGAACUCGCAUUUGCUUCUGCAGGAUCGCCUGAGGGUGCUUGACCUGCUAUCGGCUCGUUCCGAUGUUGACCUUGUAAUUUUCAGUGCUUGUCUUAGCGGGUCAGGCAUAGCGUCCGAAUCUGGGGACGUGGUUGGGUUCUCGCACGCCAUCUUAGCCGCCGGAGCUCGGUCGUACAUAGGGGCUAUGUGGAAGGUCAACGAUAUAGCGACACUGAUGCAGAUGACGUUAUUCUACCUCAAUGUCACCAAAGGGUGCCUGGUAUCUGAAGCGUGGCGUUUGGCCGCUGUGGAGCUGAGAGAUUCAACGCCCGAGUCCAUCAGGCAGUUCCUGAUAUCUAUGAUCGAUCGAUGGGAUGCCUGGGAGGCAGAGGGGCAGGCAUCCGAGUCUGUUGCUCCGCCCGCUCCGGCAUCGCCUCCACCUAACGUCACGCACCGCCCCGAUGCCCACGUCUCUGAUUGGCCAACGUCUGCAGAGCGAGGAAUACGGCGGCCGGCAGUGGGGCCGCUAACCAAUGGAACGACUACCGUCAGCGUUCCCGUCUGA
Messenger RNA from Colletotrichum truncatum, 2079 nucleotides. RefSeq names its product TPR domain-containing protein. The record is from RefSeq and is a predicted model, not a curated record. NCBI's taxonomy places the organism in Eukaryota, Fungi, Ascomycota, Sordariomycetes, Glomerellales, Glomerellaceae.